This is a messenger RNA of Athene cunicularia (burrowing owl), 1707 nucleotides long. Its product is annotated as small ubiquitin-related modifier 3. Gene Ontology annotation, molecular function: protein tag activity; ubiquitin-like protein ligase binding. Lineage: Eukaryota; Metazoa; Chordata; Aves; Strigiformes; Strigidae. The coding region runs from base 38 to 322 and encodes 94 amino acids. Gene Ontology annotation, cellular component: nucleus. The record is from RefSeq and is a predicted model, not a curated record. The transcript is spliced from 4 exons. Gene Ontology annotation, biological process: protein sumoylation.
CUGCCCCGUCCCCCCGUCCCGUCCCAUCCCCGCCGCCAUGUCGGAGGAGAAGCCCAAGGAAGGCGUGAAAACGGAGAAUGAUCACAUCAACCUGAAAGUGGCGGGGCAGGACGGCUCCGUGGUGCAGUUCAAAAUCAAGCGGCACACCCCGCUGAGCAAGCUGAUGAAGGCCUACUGCGAGCGGCAGGGCUUGUCGAUGAGGCAGAUUAGGUUCAGAUUUGAUGGACAACCGAUUAGUGAAACAGACACACCUGCACAGCUGGAGAUGGAAGAUGAAGACACUAUCGACGUGUUCCAACAGCAGACAGGUGGAGUGUGUUAAGACGUGCCGUCCUUUUGAGGAGUUUAAGGAUCCUCAUCACACCUCACUCUCUCAUCUGUCCUUGGAUUUGCUAUUAAAUAGUAAACAAAUGAACAUGCCAAUCACAUGGGAUUCUUCUAAACUUUAGAGGACAUUUACCAAAAUUGCUUGUUGUCUUUGACGUACUGCGUGUGCAAGUCAAAACAGUAUCUGCAGGGAUUAAUCUAUAUCUUAAAUUGGGCCAAUUUGAUUUAAAUUCACAUUAAGUAAUAUGCAUUGUCUCUCUGCUGUUAUUUUUUCUUUUUUUUUCUUUAAACCUGUGGCCUAAAUAUCCAUGUGUUAGGACAUGGAAUGUUCAUUCCUGGCUCUUGUUGGUCUUGCCCCUCUGUUUAAUUCUGAUCAUGUAAAUAAUUCAGUAUAUUUUCAUGCCAGUUGUGAACGUAAAAGUUUCCUUUUAAGAUAUGCCUAAGAGAAGGAAAAGUGAUGCUGAUUCCAAGUUUUUGGUGUGUGUUGGAAACACAGUUACUUCAGAAGCGUUAAGCCUGUGACACAAGGCUGGUACGUGCAGAUACAAUGCUUAGUAUAGAGUUGGAGUUUAAAAUAUUGCAGAUUUACAUGUGCUUUGUCAUAUUAUGAUAAAGUCGUCUGAAAUAUACUUUUUUAAUGCAGAAAUUAGAUUGGUCCUGAAUUAUUGUCAGAACUGGAGUUAGCAGAGCAGCUGGUCCAAAAAAACUAAUGCUCAUGAUGGAGCGGUGGUAUUUUUUUGUUUUGCAGGCUUAGAGAAACCUGUCACUGCAGCUUCAGCCAUCUGCUGAGUGCCAGGCAGAACCUGUCACCUUUCUCCCACUCCCUUCAGUAUGCCUCUUAUUUCUCAGUGGGUACUAAAAGUGUGUGGCCUCAGGUUUCUUUUUAAUACUUGCUUUUCGUAGAUAAACUUCAUAAAUGAGGGGAAAAAAAGCGCCUUUUAACAUCACCAAGCUGUACGUGCAGAAGAGCUGUCAAAAACCUGGUGAGCAAGGAAAUGGGUGUGCGUGUACAUGUGUUGAAAAAAUUAUGUGCUCUACUGCCUCACAAAACUUAAUGAAUUGUAAAUGCAUUUGAGUGAUGGGUUUGAGCUCCACACAAAAUGUGGAGUCUGUUCCGGAUGGAUUUUUACAACGGCCAUCCUGUUGUCCGCUGCUGCUCCAUGGGAUCGUUCUUUUGCCUUUUAUAUUUACCUGACCCAUUUGGCCACAUUAGAUCAUCUCCUGCUUGCUGGAAAUCUUGCUGGAAAGGCCCUUGUUUUUGUUUUCUUUUUCAUUUUCUUGUAUAUGGGCUGGGGUGUGACAUCCCAUAGAAUUCACUGAUUUGUACAUUUAUUUGUUGUCCUUUACUAUUGUAUACAGUAAAUAUAGUUUGGUACUCUG